Cooperia oncophora is the source of this 537-nucleotide messenger RNA. Lineage: Eukaryota; Metazoa; Nematoda; Chromadorea; Rhabditida; Trichostrongylidae. The record is from the annotation of a GenBank genome assembly.
AUGACCAAAGAACGACUCUGUUGUGGACUUAACAUUUUCGAGAUGUUCCUGAGAAGAAUUCGGCAGAUGCUUUUGGAUGACUCGGUUUUCACGGGCGGAUAUCCACCAAAUGGAGUAAUGUGGGUCGAUGAAUGUGUAGAAUUUCAUCGAGUAUGGUCUGCUCUUCAGUUUUUCAUUUGUCAACCUCGUGUCACUGAUGACGACAGACUUGUAGAGGAACUGUUCGGCGAUUCACUGCAGUGGGCUGGCAUGUCUAUAAUCGCUUUGUUGUCACAACAUAGACGUUUCGAAGUCCUCGAUUUCUCUUAUCACCUUCAUCGAAUUCAGAAGUUUGACGGAAAGGACGAUACUGUUAAUGGAGUUCGUUUGAGUCGUAUGGUGGAAAGAAUUCGGCGUUUCCAGCUGCUGAACUCACAGAUUCUUACGAUUCUUGGCAAUUUCUUGACAGCAAACGAAGAGUAUGAGGAGGAGCACGUGCGAGAGUUCAUGCCACCUACACAUCCCUCUCUUACUUCACAGUUUCCGGUGGAAUCGUAG